GGUUUGUCUUCUAAUGUUCUGUUCGUACGGUUCCUGAACGCACCAUCCUGCCUUCAUCUGCCGUUUCCUCUGAUCUGAAACAUCUGAGGUGGAAGGAACUCCACACCUGCCUGCGGUUCUACGCUCCCCUGGUUCCUCUGGUUCUCCUGGUUCCUCUGGUUCUCCUGGUUCCUCUGGUUCUCCUGGUUCCUCUGGUUCCUGGGCAGAUGCGGUCCCUGUUGUCCCCACAGACAGAAUGUGGUGUGAAGUCCACCUGCUGACGUGGACCGUGGUCGGUCUGAGCGCCGUCGUCUGUGUCAAGGUGACGGUCAAACAAUCAGAUCUGAGGAUGUGUGAGGACGACAAACGGCUGUGUGUGACCGACGACAAAGACUGUCACCGAAGCAGCACGCAGAAAAACUUCAACAUGUCGUGUUUUUACCUGGAAUGUGUCCGAUCGGUCACAUGUGAGUGGAGCGAAGUUUCCCAUGAUUCCACUGGGGCCGGCACCUCCCUGAUCUUCAGCCAACCGCGGGGGGAUAAGUUCUCGUCCUGUCAGAACAUCUUCAUCCCGGCUGCCGUCCUCAACAUCUCUGCUCGGUUCUGGUCCAUGGUGUCCCGGCCUCAGACGGUGCCUCUGUACGCCGCAGUCAAACCUCCACGUCCUGUUCUGAGCGUCGACGGAACUACGUCCAACUCCAUCACCGUCACCUGGAGGCGGAGCUACGAAGACGGAGGAGGAGCAGGAGGAUGUCGUCUUCGGUACAGAGCAGAGGACGACCCAACCUGGUCUGAGUUUCCGGUCUCUGUCUCCGUUCGUCCUCAUCAGACGUCUGUCCACGUCAUCAGGCGUCUCCGCCCUUUCACCGCCUACAGCGCCGCCGUGGCGUGCAGGGCGGAGUCCGGCAUCUGGAGCGACUGGAGCCUGGACGUUACCGUGACGACGAAGGAGACGGAACCUUCCAAACCUCCAGACGUUUGUUACCGAGUGUUGAGAAACCGGACGGACGGAUGUGUUCUCCUUCACCUCAUGUGGGAGGGUCUGGACGUCCAUGAUGUCGGCGGUCGUCUCCUUGGAUACGAAGUGACCCUGCAGACGCGGGUCAGACGAGUCCACAACGCUACGGAGCUGACGCUGCCCCUGGUGGCGGCGGACGGGAACUGCAGCGUCACAGUGCGAGCCUUUAACGGCGCUGGACCGGGGCCGGCGGCGAGCAUCAGUGUCGAUGCCAACGCACACGACGUCUGUCCAUCUGUCCGUCACCUGUGGGCGUCCGUCCCCCCGUCUGGAAAAGGCCUUCAGGUCCAAUGGGACGCCCCCAAAGCCCCGCCCUCUGACCCUCCUCCUGUCAGUCACUUCAUUGUUCAGUGGCGUUCUGAGACUCGCCCGUCAAUCGUCCAUCAGACCAGAGUGGGCGGAGCCACCACCGAGACCCUCAUUCCAGACAUCGAACGCGACGACUCGUACCUGAUCAGUGUGUUUCCAGUUUACGAUCAUCAGUGCGGAGAUCCGCGAUCACUGCCCGCUAGCCUGCAGCAUGGAGUUCUCAUGGAGGUUGUUGGACUGAAACUGGUGGGCGUGACCAAAACCACAGUGACUGUGAUGUGGGCAUGGCAGAGGAAGACGCUGCCAAUCAGAGUGAAGACGUACAGACUGAUGCUGAGGAGGGACUCGGACGAACAAAUGGUGUCCGUGCACUUGGACCAAUGGCAGAACACCUUCCUGGACCUGAAGCCCAGCACCGAGUAUUCUCUCAUCCUAUUGGCUGACAACAUCUCCAGGAACAUCAUCACUGUCAGAACAGAUUUUGAUAAGGUUCCGAUGGUGGCUACAGUGACCCUUCUGCUGAUUUUUGCUCUGUGUGUCUUCAUCGUCUCCAUCUCCAGGACUGUGUACAAGUGGUACUUCUUCCCUCCCAUCUCCAGCCCUAGAGGCAGCACCACCGGCCAGUGGCUCAUGGACCCAAAGCAACAGGAUCAACAGAAACCUCCCCAGAAGAACAUCCUGGACAUGGACGACUUCAAGGUGAUGGACGUGGUCGGGGACAAGAGUCUGAUCGUGGUCGGACCGGUCCUGAAAUGCCCCUCAGAGGAGGAGUCUCUGCCGUCCUUCAGCCGCCUCAUCGUCAAACUGGGCCCAGAGUCCGACGCCCCGCCUCCGGUAUCCACCCAGCAGAGACCCGGUCCAGGGUGGUCCUUCCAUCUGGACCACCAAACGGUCUUCGACGAGGUAGAGGGGCAGGAGACGCGGUGUCUGACCUCACAUCACCAUCAAACCCAGAUGUGUCGUCUGUUUGAGCUGCUGAACCCGGACCAACGCCACGACGUGCUGUACGCAACGCAACAAACCCACCGACUCAUGGACGGAGACGUGGACCCGUCCUACCUGACCUGUGAGAAGGAUUACAUAUCGAACAGCUGUUUUUAUGCACAAGAAGUCUGACGCAGAAGUCGACGAGUCAAACGGUCACUGAUUUCAUGAAAUCACGUUGUAUUUCAGGCCAGUUCUUGUGGCGUUUGGCGUGCUAUACCUACGCAUUUUCAACCUUUCACGUGUUAUUCGACGCCAUUUGAUCGCAUGUCAAUUUACACCAAGAUCUCCGGGUUCACAUAACCCUAACCCCCAGUGCGUGGUGUUUGACGCGGUGUGAAUGUACGUUUGGAAAGCUUAAAACACACCAAUAAAAAGUGUAUGUUUAUGCAAGUCAUGACAUCACGUUGCACUGCUCUGUGUUUAAUCACUUCUGUUACUGUUACUGUGAUACGAGCAACAGGGUUGAGUGAAGACUAAGGCCAAAUGCCAAUUCAAUUAGUAGUAGUAGUAGUAGUAUUAGUUGUUAGUAGUAGUAGUAGUAUUGGCAGUAGUAGUAUUAGUAGUAGUAUUAGUUGUUAGUAGUAGUAGUAGUAUUGGCAGUAGUAGUAUUAGU
Molecule: messenger RNA, 2906 nt
Organism: Sphaeramia orbicularis (orbiculate cardinalfish)
Lineage: Eukaryota; Metazoa; Chordata; Actinopteri; Kurtiformes; Apogonidae
Product: interleukin-6 receptor subunit beta
Exons: 15
Coding region: 236-2422 (728 amino acids)
Molecular function (GO): protein binding
Source: RefSeq, a predicted model, not a curated record